UACAAGUGGAGGUCGGCUGGCACUCAGACGUGUUGUGAACGGCCGCCAUACUCCGCACAGCGCGGGAAAAUUUGACACAAGUCUAGGAAAACGCGCGCUUUUACCGGCAGCCAUGUUUGCUUUUAAGGUCCUCAUAUUCGCGACGAGCAUCCUCGCCAUCUCCUCUCAAGGCCACAACGGCCCCACCACUACACCAGUGCCGAUCCUCAAGCAGAUCAACCGGCAGAACGACGACGGGUCCUACAGCUACGGAUACGAAGCAGCUGAUGGCUCCUUCAAGAUCGAGACGAAGUACCCAAGCGGAGACGUGGCUGGGAAGUACGGUUAUGUAGACGAGAAUGGCAAGUUAAGGGAGAUCUCGUACGGUGCUAGCAGUCAAAGAGGAUUCGAGCCUGAAGGAGCAGGAAUCCAAGUUCCCCCACCGACUCUACACGACCCGUCCAACGCUCUCACUGACGGUCAGGAAGAUGACGGUCAAUACCGAGAGGAUCCCAAGAUCUACGAAGACCCCAAGUACAAUGGCAGAGCUGCACAAAGGCAACCAGCUCAAGCAGUCAGGCAAUACCACAGACCAGCCCAGCCAGCUCAGCCUGAACCAGAACCAGAAUACCAGCAGUACCAGUCCAGCUUCCAGGCUAGACCUCAGCCGCAAAGAGCCCAGUACCAAACUCAAACUAAUUUCCAGGACUACCAACCUCAGUCCAACUUCCAAUUCCCAUCUCAACCUCAACAAAACUUCCAACAGUACCAGCCUCAGACUUCUUCUCAGUUCAGAUCUGGACCUUUGUUCUCACAGCAGACCAGUUUGUUCAGCCAGGGUCCUCAACAGUUCCCUCAGGAGAAUAGGCCUCAGAGCCAGGUGUAUCACCAACAGCCCCAAUUCUCUUACCAGGCGUUUACCCCUCAGCCUUACUCUCAAUCCCAAACCCAGAAUUACCAACCUCAGAGCUACCAACCCCAACCCCAGCCACAGCCCCAACCCCAACCCCAAAACUAUCAAGGACAAAACUACAACCAGUUCGGAGGUCACCCUGCCCAGAACUUCGACCCCAGCACUGGAUCUUACACGAUUAACUUUACUGGUUAAUUUUUAGUAUUUCUUGAGAAAA
Manduca sexta (tobacco hornworm) is the source of this 1109-nucleotide messenger RNA. It is a transcript of the gene CPR55, whose product is annotated as putative cyclin-dependent serine/threonine-protein kinase DDB_G0272797/DDB_G0274007. Gene Ontology annotation, molecular function: structural constituent of chitin-based larval cuticle. Bases 113 to 1087 code for a protein of 324 amino acids. Gene Ontology annotation, cellular component: chitin-based extracellular matrix. The record is from RefSeq and is a predicted model, not a curated record. Lineage: Eukaryota; Metazoa; Arthropoda; Insecta; Lepidoptera; Sphingidae. The transcript has 3 exons.